Octopus bimaculoides (California two-spot octopus) is the source of this 3439-nucleotide messenger RNA. RefSeq lists its product as uncharacterized. The record is from RefSeq and is a predicted model, not a curated record. Gene Ontology annotation, molecular function: zinc ion binding. Lineage: Eukaryota; Metazoa; Mollusca; Cephalopoda; Octopoda; Octopodidae.
CAAGCUCAGAGCACAUUUGUAGUAGAAGCAACUCAUUGUUGUUCACCUUUCCUAUACCGUAACGCCCAAGUACAUUCCAAGCACCAUAGUCUCUACCAACACGUGCAUUAAACUCACCUAGCACAACCAACUUCUCAUUCAAAGGGACUGACAGAAUACUUCUAUGCUCCUUAUAAAAUACAUGAAUAUUUUCCUCGCUAGCUGAAAGUGUAGGAGCAUAAAUAGAGAAAAGCAGUUACAAAAUGUCCACAAGAAAAUGGGAUUCGAAGUUUUAUGCGUUUGUUUAUGUUUUGUGGUUGUUCUAGGUCUUUUAGCAUAUUGAAACACUUGUUCUACUCUAAGGCAUUUUAAACACACACGCGCACUCUUUUCGUUGAGCUGUAAUCUCGAACUUUCGUGGACUAUUUUAAUAAAUUAUUUGUGUGUGUGAAAGAGAGAGCGAAAUGGAAAACCAGCUGGAAGGCCUAGUGGACUUUGUACCUCGUGUCUAUUUAUAAAUGCAGAGAACAUUUAAAUUAUCUGAACAGAUAAAUCCAGUGUUAUCAAACCGAGGUAUUUGUUAACAUGGAAAGUAGCACCAUACAUGCUCAAAUAUUUCAAUAAGACUUCCGACCUUAAACUUUGUGUGAAAGUAGGGGUGGUAGCUUGCUGUAAAGACAAUGACGUCACUGCUUACACAACAUUGGACAAGCAUAAUCAGAGAUCACAUCUCGACAUUCCAGAGCAACAUGGUACAUUGUCCAUUGAACUGCUCUGGCCAUGGAAUUUGUAACGAUGGCAAAUGCCUUUGUUUGGUACAAUUUCGUGGAGGUUCCUGUAAAGAAGACAACAAAGAAUACUAUUUGGCAUUUGGUUCCCUUUUUGUUGUUUUGGCUGUUGUUUGUUUGGUACAACUAUGUAUCUGUAUUUGGUCACAGUACAUCCGAGAACAGAAGCAGUCCUUGUGGAGUGCUUUUAAGAUCACAACCCAAAAGAUGUUGUACGCCCUCACACUGUGUGCCACAGCCAUCAGAGCCAUCUACUUCUUUACAAAGUUUCAGCUCCAGCUUCCAGACCAGAUGUUUUCAAACCUGUGGUGUGCCUAUUACCCUUUACUUCUCACUGGUUUUACACUCAUCGUGUGUUACUGGGCUGAGGCUUUUCAUUUGAACAACCUUCCUGUGGAACAACCACGGUUCCUGAGUAAAUCCUUCGUUGGAUUCAUAGUUUUCAAUGUUUUCAUAUACAUGCUGUUUGGUGCUCGGUUCUUCCUUACUGAUAUCAUCAAUAACCAGAAGCAAGCAGACAUGAUUAACAAGAUCUUUGAUGCGUUUUUUGCAUUCCUCAUGUUCUUGGUGGUCGUCUUCUUCCUCAUCUAUGGUGUUGAGGUAUACUUCAAGGUGAGAGGAGCAUUUGCUCAAUCUGAGAGUAAUGUUAACCAGCGCCAACUCCAUAUGUCAAGACUGGGAUUGGUUAUUCAGGCCCUUUUACAACUCAUAACAGCUUUGUUCCUUUUGUCCGAUGUCCUUAAGGAAUUCUGGAGAGAUAAACUUCCUGUUCUUAGCCAAAAUGUUUUUGAUAUUGGAUUUCGAAUCAUCGAGUUUGGAGUUUCCCUUUGGUUUCCGUGUGUUCUCUGGAACUGUUGUAGUCCUGAAGAAUUAUGGGUUUUAAAUCCAAAAAAGAUUUUCCUUUCAUUUGACCGCGGUAAGAGUUUGAGAACCAGCUUAAACAUUGCUACCAGACAACAGGAAGGCACAGAAGCCUCCAAAAACAAUUCUGCAGUUGAUGAUCAGAACCUCUUGUGUUGGAUAUGUUAUGACCCAGAGAAUGUCAGCUGUGGACCUCUCAUUCAAGCCUGCAAAUGUAAAGGGGACAUGUCUGCUGUGCACCAUGACUGUCUACGACAAUGGUUAGUUGAGAGUGAAUCAACAGCAGCAAAUGCCACUUGCAGAGUUUGUUUGGAAAAGUAUUCUCUUCAAGAAAGCCAUUAUUGGUUGCCAAAAGGUACAAAAAUCAAACAUUGGAUUCAAGUGUCCUUUGUUUUGACUGCAAUGGUGGCUUGUCCAUUUGGAACAUACGCAAUCUCUCGCAGGAUUCUGCCAACUUACGUUCAAGCAUUAGUUAUUGGAUUCACAGCUAUAUUUGAAAUAAUUAGCAUGAAGAUUCUUGCAGUGAAUGCUGUUAGUAUGUACAAACGUGGGAGACUUUCAUCCGUCAACAUAAUUGGUAAACACAUACCACCACCAGCAGUUGCUUCAACGAGUACGCAGAAUGUCAGUGCUAAUGUGUCCACGAUUGAUAACCAGUCUAUUACCGUCUCCAUUUGAACCAGGUUCUGAUAAUUAAAACAAGAUAACUGAAGAAUAAUCCAAGACUUGUACUAAACAUGAAGGAGUAGUAAAUGGUAGAAAAAUCUGCUAAAAAAAAUUCUGGAUUUAGGCAAUUUGUUCAUUCUUUUGUAUUCUGACAGCUUUGUUAUCUCAGUUAUACAGAUACUUUAUCUUAACUGCCAGGCUAGUUUAGAAAGUAUCUCGAGACAUUUUGGCGCUUUUUAAAAAAUCUUUUAUACAAUGCUCCUAAAAAAAAAAAAAAAAAAAAAAAAAAAAAAAAAUUACAAUUCCUUUUCCAAAUGGUAUAAAACUACUCCAUGAAUCAAACUAAAUUAAACAAAAUCCUACACACAAAAAUGUUGCUACUGCCAUAUCAACUGGAGUACAAGUGCAGCUUCAAAUUGUGCUUGACACCCCAUGUUUUUGUAGUUAAAAACUAAAAAAAAUUGGUAACAUUGUCUUACAAAAUGCCAACUCCUAAGUAGCAGCUAUAGUUAUUUAUUUUUUAAGGCAACAUAAUAUCUUUCCACCACCAUUUUUCAACAUUUAACAGAUCAUCAGUAACUGUCAUAAUUUCUAAAUUAAUCACUUUCAAAAUACUAAAAGAAUUAAUUACCAUGUGUCCAAGAUGGCCACAGUCAGGUGUUACCACUUUCACAGGUUUGUUGUGUUCACUGUUCUGAUUUUGAGGAUACAAUGCUGUCUGCCACUGUCCCCAAUUGUGACAAAAUGUUUUAAAAUCCUUGCAUUAUACACGAGUAAAAUAUAGUAACUGAUUUUAAGAUCCUCUCCAUAAUGUAUUAUUGCUCUUGAAAGGGGGCAAUCAAAAGAAAUAUUUGAAGAAAAUUUACCAAAUUAUAUCUUCAGAAUCACUAAAUAACCAAAUAAAUGGAGUCAUCUGACAAUUUUCAUCAUCAUCCCACACUAUAAAAUACAAAGAUAUUUUAUUGUAGUUCUCUACCAAAAACCCUUUAAUCUUCACUUUUCUAAUUCAUCUGGCAAUAUUUUUUAAUGAAUUUGACUAAAUUUUAAAUUAUGAUAUAUAUUCAAAAUUUUUAUUUUGAUAAAUUUAUUUUUCUUAAAAAGUGUAAAUAAAAAGCUUCUGUGAUUCAAGACAGAUGCAGAACAUA